AUGUCUGGGACCUUCCUCCACCUGCUACUGCUGGCGCUCGCCGGGCUCGCCGCCGCCAACCACAACCGCAGGAACCGUCCAGUACUCCGCCAGGAUGCUGGUUUGUACCCACUUGAGUACUCUCCGAUCAGUUCCAGUCUACUUUCCACUUCCGUUGACAAGCGUAUCCCUGUUGAGUUCCAGAACUCUGCCAUCCCAGUGAAACAGUUCUCUACGGCUGCUCGUGAUAUUCUUACAACUGGUUCCGCGGGGCAGCAGUUUGGUAUCGUUCGUCCAGUUGGUGCAUUGACAGAUUUGAAGACAAUAUUGCCGCAGUUGAAGGCGAUGCUCCCGGAGUUGAAGGCACUACUACCAGAGUUGAAAAUACUUCUCAUCGAAUCUAAGCCUGAUAUCAAGACAUUACUGCCUGAGUUGAAAACUCUGAUAAUAGAGACUAAGCCAGAGUUGAAGCGACUGAUCAUCGAAAGCAAUCAAGAGUUGAAGGCUUUUCUUCCAGAGCUGAAGAAAUUAAUCAUAGAGUCCAAGCCUGAGUUGAAAGCAUUACUCUUAGAUCUGAAGUCGCUAAUUAUCGAAUUAAAGCCUCAGUUGAAGAAACUUUUCAACGAAUCUAAGUCCGAGAUAAAGGGAUUACUCCUCGAAUUCAAGUCUGAGUUGAAGAGACUACUAGUUGAGUUGAAGGUCCUACUCCCUGAGUUUAGGUCAAUAUUUCUUGAGCUAAGAUCAAUAUUUCCUGAGCUGAAGUCAAUAUUCUUUGAAUUGAAGUCAAUUCUUCCCGAGUUGAAGUCAAUUCUUCCCGAGUUUAGGUCGAUUCUUCUCGAGUUGAGGUCAAUUAUCCCCGAAUUGAGAGCCAAUAUUCCAAAAUUGAGAACCUAUAUUCCUGAACUGAGAACCUAUAUUCCUGAACUAAGAUCCUAUAUCCCUGAACUAAGAUCAUACAUCCCUGAACUAAGAUCCUACAUCCCUGAACUAAGGAGAACCCUUAUAGAGUCCAAACCAGAGCUGAAGACACUACUCCUCGAAUUAAAGCUGCUUCUGGUCGAUUUGAAGCCUCUUCUGAUUGAUUUGAAGCCCUUACUUCUCGAACUGAAGCCCUUACUUCUCGAACUGAAGCCCUUACUUCUCGAACUGAAGCCUCUACUCGUUGAACUGCAUCCAGUGAAAUAUCAACUAACGAGGCUUUUCUUCACGUCCAAGCCAGAAGUGAAGGCGCUGCUUCUAGAGAUCCAGCCACUCCUCGUAGAUAUUACACAACUACUCUUAGUACAUUUGUCCGAAUCCUCAGUGGUCAAGCCACUUCCUUUGCCAGCGUUCAAGCAAUUUGCUUUGCCAGUGUUCAAACCACUCCCUGUGCCAGAGUUCAAGCCACUCCCUGUUCCAGAGUUCAAGCCACUCCCUGUGCCAGAGUUCAAGCCACUCCCUGUGCCAGUGUUCAAGUUGUAUAAGCCAAUAGUUCCAGGGUAUAGGCCAAGAGGCAAAGCGUAUAUGCCAAACAACCAGAAGUGGUAG
Molecule: messenger RNA, 1506 nt
Organism: Procambarus clarkii (red swamp crayfish)
Lineage: Eukaryota; Metazoa; Arthropoda; Malacostraca; Decapoda; Cambaridae
Source: RefSeq, a predicted model, not a curated record